AUGCACAACAUGGAGAAAACCCUCACGGAGCUUCACGGAAUGUUGAAGCAGGCCGAGCAAACGCUCAAAGAUGAGGGGAAGCAUGACAUGCUUAUGGUAAAAAAGGGCAAGUCAUUCAAGAGAUUAGGCAAGAAGAAGGGCUAUAAGGGGAAGGGUAAGAAGACCUUUCCACCUAAGCCAAAAGCUACCAAAGGCGACAAGCAAAAGAAGGUAACCUAUUCUCCGUCCGACUCCAAAUGCUUCUAUUGCAAGAAGAAAGGGCAUUGUAAAUGGGACUGCCUCAAGCUCAAGGAGGAUAAGAAGAACGACACCGUUGCUUCUAAAUCAGGGACUAAGGAAAAGUAG
Molecule: messenger RNA, 345 nt
Organism: Chenopodium quinoa (quinoa)
Lineage: Eukaryota; Viridiplantae; Streptophyta; Magnoliopsida; Caryophyllales; Amaranthaceae
Exons: 2
Coding region: 1-345 (114 amino acids)
Molecular function (GO): nucleic acid binding; zinc ion binding
Source: RefSeq, a predicted model, not a curated record